AUGUCGGCCAGACCGAGAAUGCAUGCCCGAGACUCUUCAGGCCGAAAGGUCUCUCUUCUCAACGAUGAGCCGGCAGGACAGGACAGCGCUUUCAGAUCCACUUACUCAGCAUUUGAGUCGGCGAGUAUGGUACGAUCAAAUUCCGCCAUGUCCACACAAAGCGGCACUUCUUCUCCACACGUUCCCGACCUCGUCCGCGCAGAUUCUUUUGAUUCCAACAACACCAACGAUCCUACUUCUCCCAUCACGCCUACUUCCUUGAAAGAAUUUGGUAGACAGUCGUCCUAUUUGGGCUACAAGAAUCAACCACAGUUCGAGUAUCGCGAAGGACCUCCACGCAUGGACGACUACUCGUGUCAUCAAUACUCGAUGCCUCUCCCCAAUUACCAAGGUCAGCGGACAUCAUAUCCGGAACCACAGAUGUACGACGAAGACAUGUAUCAGAACCGAAAUCAGCAGGAGAGGGGGCCUAAGAGGUAUCCCUGUCGCCACAGAGAUACCCACAAUUGCGACAAGACUUUUACCACCUCUGGCCAUGCAUCACGCCAUUCGAAAAUUCACACCGCCGAGAAGGGUGUCGUGUGUACCUGGAAAGGUUGCCAGAAAAAGUUCACACGCGGUGACAACAUGAAGCAACAUCUCGAGACGCACACCAAAGAGCGUUCUCGCUCUUCCGCUGCCCAGAAGAACGCUGCAAUCAGAACACUCACAAUGCCUGCUGGCGUACGCAAGGCCAGCUCAUCAGAUGGUAGAUCCAGUCGUCCGUCGAGCAGGAAUACCAACGAUUCGAUGGACACUACGCCAGUGGACCCUGCAUUGUAUCAACAGCAGCCGGCAUUUACAUCGUACGGAAGUCCCUCAGCAUCAUCUGCUUACUAUGGCUCUCCUAUCACAUCUCGACGCGAAACUCUGCCGAGCGGAUUAGAUGCUCUAGCUGCUAUCGCUGCAUCGCAAUAUCGCCCCUGA
Cadophora gregata is the source of this 966-nucleotide messenger RNA. RefSeq lists its product as uncharacterized. Gene Ontology annotation, molecular function: DNA-binding transcription factor activity, RNA polymerase II-specific; RNA polymerase II cis-regulatory region sequence-specific DNA binding. The transcript has a single exon. Lineage: Eukaryota; Fungi; Ascomycota; Leotiomycetes; Helotiales; Ploettnerulaceae. Bases 1 to 966 code for a protein of 321 amino acids. Gene Ontology annotation, cellular component: transcription regulator complex; PcG protein complex. Gene Ontology annotation, biological process: regulation of transcription by RNA polymerase II. The record is from RefSeq and is a predicted model, not a curated record.